Rhipicephalus sanguineus (brown dog tick) is the source of this 319-nucleotide messenger RNA. RefSeq names its product ubiquitin-like modifier-activating enzyme 1. The coding region runs from base 17 to 319 and encodes 100 amino acids. The record is from RefSeq and is a predicted model, not a curated record. Lineage: Eukaryota; Metazoa; Arthropoda; Arachnida; Ixodida; Ixodidae. The transcript has 3 exons. Gene Ontology annotation, cellular component: cytoplasm; SUMO activating enzyme complex. Gene Ontology annotation, molecular function: SUMO activating enzyme activity. Gene Ontology annotation, biological process: protein sumoylation.
ACUCGGGCGCGAAGCCAUGGCCCGCAUGGCCCAGUCGGACGUCCUCAUUUCGGGCAUGGGAGGCCUGGGUGUUGAGAUCGCCAAGAACAUCAUCCUGGCCGGCGUCAGGUCUGUCACCAUUCAUGAUGAGGCAGUGUGCACCGCGGGGGACCUCUCGUCUCAGUAUUUCCUCGGCGAAGAUACCAUAGGCGAAAACCGGGCAAGCGCAUGCGAGGCUUCCCUGGCACAACUGAAUCAGUACGUCCAGGUGAAAGCCCAUACGGAACCGCUGACCAAUGAUUUCCUGAAAAAAUUCACUGUACUGAUGCUAGAUCAAUAG